This is a messenger RNA of Daphnia carinata, 2147 nucleotides long. RefSeq names its product trafficking protein particle complex subunit 12-like. NCBI's taxonomy places the organism in Eukaryota, Metazoa, Arthropoda, Branchiopoda, Diplostraca, Daphniidae. The record is from RefSeq and is a predicted model, not a curated record. The coding region runs from base 154 to 2127 and encodes 657 amino acids. Gene Ontology annotation, molecular function: protein binding. Gene Ontology annotation, cellular component: TRAPP complex; Golgi apparatus. The transcript has 7 exons.
UACCAGUGCAACUUGCAGACUGUUUGACGUUCAAUAGAAUAUUGGUUCCCAAAUUAUACUGUGUAAGUGAAUCCUAUCGGCUUGGCUCCAUUUGAUAUUUAAUUUUUUAUCGACCACACAUUAUACAGUGUUAAACUCAUAUGAGUUUUAGCAAUGGCGUCUGGACUUCCAGAUGCACUGGAAAGACUGGCUUUGAAAGCAGAACAAUCUGAAAAUGAACAAGGAACAUCAUUCAGCAAGUAUUUUGGACAACCUGGAAACACCGAUGAUAUUUUUGACACCAUUGUUAAACCUUCAAGAUUAGCAGAUGAAGAACCAAAAAUUAACUUUUUUAAAAGCCCAAACUCAACACCCUCAAAAGAAGAUGUUCAUCAGAACUACCCACCUAAAUUUGCAUUCAAGAAGGGCGAGAAAGAAUCAGAACCCAAGAUUUUUUCUUAUUUUUCUCAGCCAACAACCACUGCUGGUGAAUUGAACACAAAUAAUGAUGCAACAGAAUUCUUUGAUCAGAUGUCACAGCUGGCAUCAAAAUCACACGAACCUAUUGAGAUCGCCGGCCCAGGUUUUCGACUCUCGUCGGAGGAUAUUAACCCCUCAAAGGCGUGUUCGCAAGCCCUACCCGUUACCGAAAGCACUACUAUUCCAUCUAAUCAGAAUAGCGAGGCAAGCGUUUCAGCAGACACAGAACACUCAUCUCAAGUUUCUUCAACUUCAGCUGCCAAUUUAGUAAACAGUAGUCACAAUAUUUCAUCAGUCGGAGCGAUACGUGUAUUCACACCUCAACCAGUUGUACCCAAUUUAGUUAACGAAACUGAUCAAACGGUGAAAACUUUGAGCGAUUCGCAAGAACGUGCUUCUAACUGGUGGAUCCCAAAAGAGCCAGUUCGGCUCUGGCUUCAGUCAACUCGAGCAAAUUUUUCAGAAACCUUCCACCCAAGCUGUCCGGGCCUACUUAACAGCAUUGAAUUGACUGAUCCGAUAAAAGAUUUACUCCGGCACUUUGAUGGCGAAGCGGCGGCUGCUGAGAGACAAACACUAACAGCCGAUAUGGUCACACAAGACGCUCAAGGUAUUCGGGAUCUAAUCAAGGUGGGAUGUUACAGGGCGGCAGCAAAUUUAUGUGGUCGACUAUUAACAGCUUGUGGACAAGGAUAUGGUAAAGCUGGGCAGCCAUCAAAGCACACGCCUCACAGUCUAAAUUUGUGGAUGACGCGCCUUGCUCUGCUGAAAAAAUCCAAUCUAGUUGAAAUGGCAGUCAACGAACUGGAUGCGUUUGGUGACCUCGACUCUCCUGAUUUCUACUACGAAUAUUAUCCGGAGCUAAAUGACCAGAAAAAACAUGGAACUAUGGUGCCUUUUACAUUUCGUCUGUUAGCGGCCGAGCUUCCAGCCCACCACAAUCGCGUCAACGAGGCUCAUAUGAAGCUCUGUCAUUUGUUAUCAACUGUCCGACGAAUCAUACGAGACAUUGACCAAUUUGCCGCUUUGGACAAGAUGAACGAAGUUGAACGACGUGAAGCUGCGAAUAUGUGGUCUGACAGAGAGACUGCAGUCCUUCAAUCCUUGAUUACCUGUUCGCUAAUGAAAAAGGACUUCCAUAACGUGGUUCGGCUGUUCCACAAGCAAUUGCAUCGUCCUGGACAUAAGCCAAAUCCCACGCUUUAUUCAGCGUUAGGUCGAGUUUAUCUGCAAAUAGGAGACAUACCACUCGCUCAGCAAGCGUUUAAUUGCGCAGUAGAUUUGCGAGAUAUCAAUAAACCAGGAGAUGCUAUAGCAUCCUUAACUGAUGCCGGAUUAGUGGCCAUCGCCCAAAAUGCUUUCUCAGAAGCGCUCGGAUAUUUCCAACAAGCACUGGCCCUUCAGCCGGACAAUCCAGUGCUUGUCAACAACACAGCAGUAUGCUUGCUCUACGUGGGUCGCAUGCGUGACGGAAUGCUCUUACUAGAGGAGAAUCUAGGAACGAAGCCUGAGAUGAUGAUCCGUAAUGACACCGUCCUGAAUGUCUGCACACUGUACGAGCUGGAGAGCUCAUUGACGGUGCAGCGCAAGUUGGGCAUGCUCCGCCUGGCCUCGAAAUGGAAAAACGACGACCUUAACAUCGCGUCUUUCAAACUUCAAAUCCAAUAAAAGGGAAGGAAACUGAGUUA